AUGUGUUUUGGCAUCAAUGUUGCUCCAACAAUAAUGACCACAAUUCUUCGGCAUGUGCUCAAUUUAAAUCCAACCGUAAAGAAUGCAUGUGAUAACUACAUUGAUGAUAUAUUUGUGGGUGAAAGUGUGGAAACUGCGAAAAAUGUAGCGAAGCAUCUGCUUAAAUUCGGAUUACAAUGUAAACCUCCACAAGAUCUUGAACAAGGACGUGUCUUAGGAUUGAGAGUCAAAAGAAAUAAAAAUGGGGAACUGAUAUGGAAACGAGACAAUGUGGUACAAUUCGAAUCUUUAAAUGCAGUCACACGAUCACAGCUUUUCAGCCAGUUAGGCAAACUUAUUGGACAUUACCAAGUGGCAGGAAAUUGUAAAGAAAAACUGAAAGAGUUGCUUUACCGUGUGGAAAAAGAGGAUCCGGUUGGUGGAAAGUGGCUGGUACCAGAUAAUGGAAAAGCUGAGCUUUAUUGUGAUGCAUCAUCUAUAGGACUUGGGGUAGUUCUGCUUAUUGGUGGAGUAGUUGUUGAAGACGCAGCAUGGCUACGGCCGGCGACUAGUAAGUGGAGCAUAAAAGAGUUAACAGUAUACAGUGAUAGCAAGAGCACCGUAGGAUGGUUAAACGCAGUUUUGAAGGAAGAAUAUCGCGUAAAAACUCGGGGAAUUUCUCAAUUGUUAGUACAAAGACGAUUGAAUACUAUUAAGGAAGUGUCAAAAGAUAUUCAGAUCGCUGUACAAUGGAUUCCAUCUGAGAUAAAUUUGGCUGAUCGACUCUCACGAAUUCCUCAAAAAUGGUGCAGAACAAAUGUAUCACGUAAGGAGGUUUCAGCAGUAAUUGCGAAUUGUAACCAGUGUAACUCCAUUGAUCCUUACUCCGUAAAGUGGAAGAAUGGCCAACUAAGCGUAGAAAAAAAUUGGAAUCGGGUUGCCAUUGACGUGACGCGUGUAGGUGCUGAACUGUACUUAUCAAUGAUUGACUGUGGUCCAUCACGGUAUACAAUAUGGCGUAAACUUGUAAAUAAAGCAGCUGCUGAAGUUGUUGGUAGACUCGAAGAAAGAUUCUCUUUAUUUGGUCCGCCAGUAUGUCUUCUAAUGGACAACGAAUUUCGGUCCAACACGUUAACAAGUUUUGCUGAAGAAUGGCAUGUUAAUUUGGAAUAUCGAGCAGCACAUCGAGCUUAA
This is a messenger RNA of Hydra vulgaris (swiftwater hydra), 1173 nucleotides long. RefSeq lists its product as uncharacterized. NCBI's taxonomy places the organism in Eukaryota, Metazoa, Cnidaria, Hydrozoa, Anthoathecata, Hydridae. The record is from RefSeq and is a predicted model, not a curated record. Gene Ontology annotation, molecular function: nucleic acid binding.